CAUUAAUCCAUGCAUCGCCAGCUCCACAAUGCCUCUAUGCCCCUCUCUCUCUCUCUCUCUCUGCCUUUUUGUUUCUGGAAAUUAAUUUUUUUUCUCUCUGUUUUCAUAAAAACAACCAAACAAACAGACAAAAACUACUUUCUUUUUUCACAUGCUUCAGCUUCUCUUUUCCGAUUGAAUUGGAAUUCGAAAUGACAUCCGAUUCUUUGGGCUAAGAUUGAAUUCCAGUUGAGAGUUCUGAUUUGCCAAUAAUCAUGUGGUUUUCCUUCUGGAAAUCUAGGGAUCGCUUCUCCAUAGACGAACUCAGGUAUCUCACUGAGCAGUUGACAAAAAUUCAAAUUGUGAAUGAAGUUAACAAGGAUUUUGUUAUUGAGGCACUGAGAUCAAUUGCGGAGUUGAUAACAUAUGGUGACCAAAAUGACUCAAGCUUUUUUGAGUUUUUCAUGGAGAAGCAAGUCAUGGGACAAUUUGUACGUAUACUAAAGAUUAGCAGAACUAUGAUCGUUUCACUUCAGCUACUACAGACAAUGAGUAUUAUGAUCCAGAAUCUAAAAAGCGAACAUGCAAUAUACUAUAUGUUCAGUAAUGAAUACAUGAACUACCUAAUUACUUAUUCAUUUGACUUCCGCCAUGAAGAGUUGUUGUCUUACUACAUAUCCUUCUUAAGAGCAAUAAGUGGAAAGCUGGACAAGAAUACAAUUUCUUUGCUUGUGAAGACUCAAAAUGAUGAAGUUGCUUCAUUUCCACUAUAUGUUGAGGCAAUACGAUUUGCUUUUCAUGAGGAGACCAUGGUCCGCACUGCGGUACGUGCUCUGACACUUAAUGUUUAUCAUGUUGGAGAUGAUUGUGUAAAUAGAUAUGUCACCAGUGCCCCUCAUGCUGAUUAUUUUUCAAACUUGGUUAUGUUUUUCCGGAAGCAGUGUAUCAGUUUAAAUGGAUUGGUCUCUGAUGCUCUGAAAAACCCUGGGUCCGACUCAAUCUCUACAAUUCUUGCUGCUGUAGAUGAAAUUGAGGACAAUCUCUACUAUUUUAGUGACGUUAUUUCUGCUGGGAUUCCUGAUGUUGGAAAGUUAAUAACAGAUAACCUUUUGCAGCUUUUGAUAUUUCCAUUGCUUCUUCCUUCUUUAAGGAUAGAAGCUGUUAAUGAAAUACAAAUUGGUGCUGUGGCUUCUCUAUAUUUAAUCUGCUGCAUCUUGCGAAUUGUCAAAAUCAAAGAUUUAGCAAAUACCAUUGCUGCUGCUCUUUUCUUUCCGCUUGAGGCCUUCAGACAAAUUUCUGAAGUUAAACUUAAUGGAUAUAUGCUUGGUCAUGGUUCUAUACAUGAUAGCCAACCUCAAGGAAGUGACAGUCUAACUGGUGUGGAUGGCGCACGCUUGAGAGUUAACGUACCAAACUCAUCUAGUUCUUCACAUAUUCAUCCGGAAGUUGUAAUUAGCCAAAGUGAUAGUACUGGUUCCAAUUUGGCUUUGAGGGAGGCUUUACUUUCUUUCCUGACAAGUGGGGAUGAUGUACUGGUAUUGGGUUCUUUAGGUGUGCUGGCCACCUUGCUGCAAACAAAAGAAUUGGAUGAAUCAAUGCUAGAUGCUCUUGGAAUUCUUCCUCAGCGCAAACAGCAUAAGAAACUCUUACUGCAAGCUUUAGUUGGUGAGGACGCAGGUGAAGAGCAACUGUUUUCGUCUGAAGGUAUCUGUUGUGAGCUUGAUAGUUAUCUACAAAAGCUUAAGGAGCAGUAUGGAGUUUUGUAUUCUUUUCCGGAAGAGGGAGCAAGCCCUCGUGCACAUAGAUUUCAGGUACUUGAUGCACUGGUCAACCUCUUUUGCCGAUCAAAUAUUUCUGCAGAGACAUUAUGGGAUGGUGGUUGGCUUUUGCGGCAGUUGCUCCCAUAUAGUGAUGUUGAAUUUAAUAGCCAUCAUCUUAAAUUGCUGAAAGAUUCAUACAGGAACUGUACUAUUGCUAUUCAACAAGAAAUUAGAGGAAUCUGGGUUGAUCUACUUUUAGCAUUCCUUUGUGAUGAGUGGAAAAUGUGUAAAAGAGCAAUUGAGGCUUCAGCUCCUCGGAAAGAGCCCAAGUGCAUCCUCUUGCCAUCACAGAGCUCCUAUUCUGAUGAUAUUAUUCCAGCUGAAUCAUCAUUUAUUGCUGGUGAGAGAAUGUGCGAGUUGGUUAAGGUAUUUGUACUCCUACAUCAACUUCAAAUAUUCUCCCUUGGUAGAGUAUUGCCUGACCAACCUCCUAUUUGUGCUCCUGCUGAUGUUCCUGAAAGCUUCCGAGCCAGAACUGCUGGACUUGAUACUUCAGGUCCAAAGCCUGGAACCGAAUUAAGAAUUGUUGAUGCUGUGCCUUGUAGAAUUGCAUUUGAAAGGGGUAAAGAACGUCAUUUCUCCUUUCUAGCAAUCUCUAUGGGAACAUCUGGGUGGCUUGUGCUUGCAGAAGUAUUACCCUUGAGGCAGCAAUUUGGAGUUGUUCGUGUUGCUGCACCUUUGGCUGGCUCUAAUCCCAGAAUCGAUGACAAGCAUUCAAGAUGGUUACACGUGCGUAUCCGACCAUCCACUUUACCCUUUCUGGAUCCUGCUAAAUCUGGUGCUUAUGGAAAAGUGAAGACAAAAGCUUUGGUUGAUGGGAGAUGGACCUUGGCAUUUCGGGAUGAGGAAUAUUGCAAGUCUGCUUUGUCUAUGAUUCUUGAGGAGGCUAAAUUACAAAGUAAUGAGGUGGAAAGACGACUGAAACCUUUAUUUGACCUUGAAAAACCUAUAGAAUCUUCAAACCCUUCUGUCAGUUCUCCCAAGGCCUCAUCUUCAUAUAUAACACCAUCCAAUUUGUUUUAGGUCCCCUAAUGUAAGUUUUCCAAUUAGGGUUUUACUAACGUAUGUCCUUAGGGCAUACAUUAGUAAAACCAUUUUAGGAAAUUUUUUAUGGAAAAAUGAAAAAGUUACCAACUUUUUUGACAGCUUUUUCAAUUUCCCAUAAAAAGAUUCAUAGAAUGAAUGAUUAAUGUAUGCGGGCAUAUAUUUACCGGAUCCCUCCAAUAAUAGUUUGCUUCUGCUCAUGGGGUGGCAGCAUAUCCAGCCACCCUUGUGUAUAUAUACCCGGAAUUGUAGAUUAGCACAAGAAAUUUAGUUCCAUUCUUUGUAUACUAGGUUUCCUCUGCCCCCCCCCCCCCCCCCCCAAAAAAAAAAAAAAAAAAAGUAUAUUAAGCCUUUUUGCUCUCAUUCUUUAGCAGCUCUAACCUUAGGCUCUCUCUUCUUUCCCUUGUUCGUAAGCUGUGUAAAAACAUUUGUAUAUUUGAGGCAAUCCCAUAGUGCAGCUUUUUGUGCACUUUCUCUUUUGUCAAAA
This is a messenger RNA of Quercus robur (English oak), 3330 nucleotides long. RefSeq names its product protein TRANSPARENT TESTA 9. Gene Ontology annotation, cellular component: endolysosome membrane; late endosome. NCBI's taxonomy places the organism in Eukaryota, Viridiplantae, Streptophyta, Magnoliopsida, Fagales, Fagaceae. Gene Ontology annotation, biological process: regulation of autophagosome maturation; endosome to lysosome transport; endosomal transport. The transcript has 21 exons. Bases 255 to 2822 code for a protein of 855 amino acids. The record is from RefSeq and is a predicted model, not a curated record.